Molecule: messenger RNA, 564 nt
Organism: Penicillium arizonense
Lineage: Eukaryota; Fungi; Ascomycota; Eurotiomycetes; Eurotiales; Aspergillaceae
Exons: 2
Coding region: 1-564 (187 amino acids)
Biological process (GO): copper ion homeostasis
Cellular component (GO): membrane
Molecular function (GO): nucleotide binding; copper ion binding; P-type divalent copper transporter activity
Source: RefSeq, a predicted model, not a curated record
AUGGCGACACUGGUUGUAGCCUGUCCCUGCGCCAUUAGCCUGAGCCAACCUGCUGCCGUAAUGAUUGCUAGUGGAACAAGUGCGGCGCGAGGUAUAGUGCUGAAACGUGGCGCGUUGACUUUGCGGAUGCUUUCAAGUGCCACAACAGUUAUUUUCGAUAAGACGGGGACGCUGACCUCCGGUAAAAUAUCCGUCUAUAGGUUUGAAAUGAGCGGUGAUAUCUCCCAGGAAAGGUGGUGGGAGAUAAUUGCAUUAGCGGAAGAAAAGGCUCCCUCACACUGGGCGCGGAGCAUUCUUCUAGAUUAUUCCGACGCCAGAGUCCCGGGGAAGUGCAAGGUAGGGCUCCAGGUGCUCAACUAUGAGAAUUUAUCUGGCCCAGGCAUCGGAUCUGUUAUUGGUCCACACUCAGUGUGCAUGGGUAACGCUGCGAUGCUUCGUGAAUGUGGUAUACAUGAUUCCGAGCGCAAAAUGGAAGCUGAUUUGGCUGCAAUGGGGGCUUCAGAAAUGUGUGUUCUGCUGGCUCUGGACGGAGACUAUGCUGGCUACAUCACCUUUCGAGCCUAA